ACGUCAAAAUACGUGACGUCAUCGCGCUACAGUGCAGCGAGGAGUAUUUGGAAUUAUUGUGUUUGUUUGUCAUUUCCAUUCAGAGUCAGUGCUGGAGAUCAGAUUCUGUUUCAACUGUUCAGAUUCAUCAUGGCUGACACACAAACAUCCAGAGAUGAAGAUUUUUCUCCAGGAUGCAGUUUAAGUGAUUGUGGUGUCACAGAUAAAGAUUGUGCUGCUCUGACUUCAGUUCUGAGAUCAAACCCCUCAAACCUGAGACAACUGGAUCUGUCUUCUGAAAAAUUGGGGGAUUCAGGUGUAAAGCUUAUCUCUGCUGUACUAGAGGAUCCUCAAUGUAAACUGGACACACUGGGGUUGUUUGAUUGUGGAGUCACAGAUGAAGGUUGUGCUGCUCUGACUUCAGCUCUGAGAUCAAACCCCUCACACCUGAGAGAACUGAAUCUGUCUAAGAAUAAAAUAGGAAAAUCAGUGUCUCUUCUCUCUGAUGUACUACAGGAUCCUCACUGUAAACUGGAGAGACUGUGGUUGAGUAAUUGUGGAGUCACAGAUGAAGGUUGUGCUGCUCUGACUUCAGCUCUGAGAUCAAACCCCUCACACCUGAGAGAACUGAAUCUGUUUGGGAAUAAAAUAGGAAAAUCAGUGAAUCUGCUGUCUGAUGUACUACAGGAUCCUCACUGUAAACUGGAGAUACUGUGGUUGUGGGAUUGUGGAGUCACAGAUGAAGGUUGUGCUGCUCUGGCUUCAGCUCUGAGAUCAAACCCCUCACACCUGAGAGAACUGAAUCUGGCUGGGAAUAAAAUAGGAAAUUCAGUGAAUCUGCUGUCUGAUGUACUGAAGGAUCCUCACUGUAAACUGGAGAAACUGUGUUUGAAUGAUUGUGGAAUCACAGAUGAAGGUUGUGCUGCUCUGACUUCAGCUCUGAGAUCAAACCCCUCACACCUGAGAGUACUGAGUCUGUCUGAGAAUAAAAUAGGAAAAUCAGUGAAUCUGCUGUCUGAUGUACUACAGGAUCCUCACUGUAAACUGGAGAGACUGCAGUUGAAUAGAUGUGAGAUCACAGAUGAAGGUUGUGCUGCUCUGACUUCAGCUCUGAGAUCAAACCCCUCACACCUGAGAGGACUGGAUCUGUCUGGGAAUAAAAUAGGAGAUUCUUUGUCUCUUCUCUCUGCUGUACUGGAGGAUCCUCACUGUAAACUGGAGAUACUGUGGUUGAAUGAUUGUGGAGUCACAGAUGAAGGUUGUGCUGUUCUGGCUUCAGCUCUGAGAUCAAACCCCUCACACCUGACAGAACUGGAUCUGAUUGUGAAUAAUCUAGGACAAUCAGGAGUGAAGUUGCUCUCUGAUCUGAAGGAUGAUCCAAAUAAUAAACUGGAGACAUUAUACUAUUGACUCUCAGUAUUUAGACGUCAGUCCAGUUUCCUCCGGAUCAGCUGAUGGUGAAUAAGGAGCUACAGAGACUGAAGACACAGACACACAGCGAUCACACUGACAUGAGUGUGACUUUACAUCAGUUUCUGUUUUUAUAGUAAUGACUCAUGAAAAUGAGUGCUGAAAAUAGCUAAUUUGAAUUGUUUCAGAUUUAUUAGAUAUUGAUUACAAUGUAGAUGGUGUCACACUCAAAAUACACUGAAAAUGACUGAAGCAAAGUAAAAAAAACAAGCCAUAGACAAUAGAUUUAUUGUGCAAUACAGACACAGUUUUACUAAGAGUCUGGGACUACAGAGGAGACGGAUGUUGUAAAUUUGUUUACCAGCAGAGGGCGACAAAGAUUAUGCACAUAAUUUCACUGCACAUUUAUUUCUAAAUAUGUUUAUUAUUACUGUAUAUGAUGAUCUAUUAUACUUUUCAUCUAAAUCUUCACAUUCUUUUACUGGUUUCUUGUUUUUUCUCCUGCCUCUGAACACAGUUAAUUAAUUGCUAUAUGUUGACACUUAUUCCUUUUGAUGGAAAGUGUUUCUAAAGACAACAACAAAAAGCAGUGAUAUGACAGUCACUCUUGCUUAAGUCUUCACUUCAUAACUGCCUUCUGUCAAAAAACUGACCAGGAAUUAUGAAAUUAAAUGAAAUAAUUUUAUUGUC
Molecule: messenger RNA, 2079 nt
Organism: Megalobrama amblycephala (Wuchang bream)
Lineage: Eukaryota; Metazoa; Chordata; Actinopteri; Cypriniformes; Xenocyprididae
Product: ribonuclease inhibitor-like
Exons: 9
Coding region: 130-1389 (419 amino acids)
Molecular function (GO): protein binding
Source: RefSeq, a predicted model, not a curated record